UUGUUAAUAUAACACAUUCACUUUCCCUUCUAUUUUCGUUCCAUGCAAAAUCAAUCCAAAUCUCUCUAACCAAACAUGAAUAUUUCCCAAAUGAUACCCGUUUUUGUGUUAAUCAACGUCUUGGUUUUGGUAUCUGCCAGUGACUUCAACCAAGAUUUUGACAUAACAUGGGGAGACGGCCGUGCCAAGAUUCUCAACAACGGCCAGCUCCUCACCCUUUCCCUUGACAAAACCUCUGGCUCGGGGUUUCAAUCAAAGAAACAAUACUUGUUCGGAAAAAUUGACAUGCAGCUAAAACUUGUGCCUGGCAAUUCUGCAGGAACCGUGACAGCAUACUAUUUGUCUUCAGUGGGGAAUGCACAUGAUGAAAUCGACUUUGAAUUUCUUGGUAACCUAAGUGGAGACCCUUAUAUCCUCCACACAAAUGUAUUCACACAAGGGAAGGGAAAUAGAGAGCAACAAUUCUAUCUUUGGUUUGACCCUACCAAAGACUUCCACACCUACUCUGUCCUAUGGAAUCCUCAAACCAUCAUUUUCUACGUGGAUGAAACUCCAAUAAGAGAGUUCAAGAAUUUAGAAUCAAAAGGCAUCCUUUUCCCCAAGAGCCAACCCAUGUGGAUAUACUCCAGCCUCUGGAACGCAGAUGAUUGGGCGACCCGUGGUGGCCUUGUCAAGACAGAUUGGAGCCAAGCACCAUUCACUGCGUCCUAUCAGAACUUCAGUGCCCAAGCUUGCACUUGGACUUCAAGUUCAUCCUCUUGCUCUUCAAAUUCAUCCCAGAAUUCCUGGAUGAGGCAAUCCCUGGACAGCACAGGCCAAGCCAGAAUACAAUGGGUGCAAAAGAACUACAUGAUCUACAACUAUUGUACUGACACCAAGCGUUUCCCUCAAGGACUCCCACCUGAAUGCUCUCAAUCUUAAUUAAACCAAUUUCUUUUUUUGUGACACUAGUCAAGUGUGUUGUAUUAAUCCAAAUCCGGUAUGUUUAAUUAAACCAAAUUUUAUGUAGAGGAGUUCAAUAAUUUAGUUGUAAUUUAGUCCAAUAAUAAAAAUGUAGAAAGCAA
Rubroshorea leprosula is the source of this 1064-nucleotide messenger RNA. Lineage: Eukaryota; Viridiplantae; Streptophyta; Magnoliopsida; Malvales; Dipterocarpaceae. The record is from the annotation of a GenBank genome assembly.